Helianthus annuus (common sunflower) is the source of this 1926-nucleotide messenger RNA. RefSeq names its product putative ubiquitin-like-specific protease 1B. Gene Ontology annotation, cellular component: nucleus. The record is from RefSeq and is a predicted model, not a curated record. Lineage: Eukaryota; Viridiplantae; Streptophyta; Magnoliopsida; Asterales; Asteraceae. Gene Ontology annotation, molecular function: deSUMOylase activity. The coding region runs from base 238 to 1728 and encodes 496 amino acids. Gene Ontology annotation, biological process: protein desumoylation. The transcript is spliced from 9 exons.
CAAAUGUAACCGGUAACCUGUUCUUCCGGUUACCCCCUUGUACACGUUAGGAACUUGAAUCUUGUAAACCCUAAUUACGUUAAUCAACAUCAUCACUCCAAAUUGAGUAUCAAUCCUCGUAUGUUUGGGUUCAACAUGUCCAAUUCGAUCUUAUUCCUAUGCUAACACACACUAAUUUCACAGAUUUUCUUCCUAGGGUUUGAAUAAAACCCUAAAUCGCAUUACAUUUCAGUCAGAAUGGGCGCAUUAGCCAGUAAUCGCAACAAGCGUGACGCAUCAUCUCAAUCUCCCGAUUACAAUCUUCACAUUGCUAAGAAACUCAAAUGUUCAUCUCAAAUAGAUUCAAAGAAAGUCUCAAGAAGUUCUGUAUCAAGACUCAGUCUUUAUCCCCAAAAGAUAACACCAAUUACUAGAGAAGUUCAUGCUCCUUGUAGAUUCAUCAGUGGGUUUCUAAAAAGAUUGUUUACUUAUUCAAGUGGAAUUGUUAGACAAAAAUCUGUUGUUUCUGGUGAUCAUAUGGGGAAUGCUCUGUAUGCUAAGUAUUCUAAGUAUUCAAAGUAUAAUUUUGCAAAGGAAUCUGCAAAUGGUAGGUGUAAAGAUGUUGUUUUUAAAGAGGAUAAUGAUGUUGUUGAGGUUAUUAAUGUUGAUGAAGAUGAGAGUGUUGAAGAUGAUGAUGAGGAGGAGGAUGAUUCGGGUAGUUCGAGUGUUGAUGUGGUUGAAAUGGUGGAGGAUGAGAGAGAAUGUAGUAAUGUUUCGGUUGAGACGGAACAGAUAGUGGCAAGAUAUAGGGAGUUGGAUCGAAAGGGGGCGUCUACUUCUUCGUUGAAUCAUCGGGGUUCGGAUGAUAUGGAUGUAGAUGUGGGUUUGCCUUUACAUAAGAGGUUGAUGAAUGAAUGUGGUGAGAAACGGAAUUUAAGUUUGAGGAGAUUAAAGUUUGAUAUUAAGGUACUAGAGACAAAGCGAGCUUUACUUCAACAAUCGCGUCCUGCUAAGAAAAAAGAGGAUGUAGAAAAUGACCCUUUUAAGCCUCUUACCGAGGAAGAAGGUGACUUGGUUGCUAAUGCAUUAUCUUAUUCUAAUCGGAAUAAGGUUUUGGUCACUCACGAGAACUCAAAUAUUACGAUCACAGGGGAAGUUCUGCAAUGUUUGAGACCUUAUGCAUGGUUAAACGAUGAGGUCAUCAAUGUCUAUCUUGAGUUGCUGAAAGAGAGAGAAAAUAGGGAGCCCAAAAAGUUUUUGAAGUGCCAUUUCUUCAAUACAUUUUUCUACAAGAAGUUAGUUAGUGGAAGGAGCGGCUAUGAUUAUAAUUCAGUAAGAAGAUGGACUACCCAAAAGAAGUUGGGAUACGGUCUUCUUGAGUGUGACAAGAUAUUUGUCCCUAUCCACAAAGAAAUACAUUGGUGUUUAGCUGUUAUCAACAAAAAAGAAGAAAAAUUCCAGUAUCUUGACUCACUUGGAGGAGCUGACACGAAAGUAUUAAGAACGUUGGCCCAGUACAUUACAGACGAAGUAAAAGAUAAGACUGGUAAAAAUAUUGAUGUUACUUCUUGGGAGCAAGAGUUUGUCACCGACCUUCCCAAUCAAGAGAACGGGUACGACUGUGGUAUGUUCAUGAUUAAAUAUGCAGACUUCUAUAGCAGGGACAUAGGACUAUGCUUCAACCAGGAGCAUAUGCCAUAUUUUAGAGUGAGGACUGCAAAGGAGAUAUUGAAAUUGAGAGCCAACUGAAAGUUAUGGUGUGUUUUGCAGCCAUUUCAGAAAUUGCUAAUUUUUUUAGUUGAGGUUAGCUGAGAAUAUGAAGCCAAUAAUUUUUUUUUUUUAUCAAGGGCUUGUUUGGCUUCUUUUUCUUUUUAAAUUGAGUUUUGUAUAUCAAUUAUAUUAUAAAUUUUGAAUUUACAAAAUUAAUGAAAUACAUAUUUAUUGGUA